Messenger RNA from Astyanax mexicanus (Mexican tetra), 2073 nucleotides. Its product is annotated as polyamine-modulated factor 1-binding protein 1. Lineage: Eukaryota; Metazoa; Chordata; Actinopteri; Characiformes; Acestrorhamphidae. Gene Ontology annotation, molecular function: GTP binding. The record is from RefSeq and is a predicted model, not a curated record.
ACGGUGAAAGUGAAACCACAGUCUACAAAACAUCCUGUCUGGCUAGCAGAGAAGAGCAGUAUAAAGACGUGCGGACCUUCUGCUGAUGAAAAAAAAAAUAAUAAUUUUUUUUCUGUGGUUACUUUGUGACAACUUAAAGACAUGGCAGCAGCACCCAGAAGUGGGUUUAAACUCGUGGGCCGGGACCCCGAAAAGGCUCCAGUUGGCUCUACUGUCAUUCUCUACUGUUACCUGUCUCCUAAAAUAAGUGCAGAGGCAAUGGAGAUCAGGUGGUUUAAGGAGAUGGACUGCAUUUGCCUCUAUAAGGACAGAGAGAUGAAAGUGGGGAGAGGCUACACAGGCAGGGUCAACCUGUUCACUCACGAACUGGAGAGAGGAAACGUCUCUUUACUGCUCAGAGAGUGCAAAGGGAGUGAUAUAGGACACUACCUGUGCCAGGUGACCUGUGGAGACAGAACAGAGGAGCUAACCGCACGAAUGUGGUGGCGGCCUCUCCAAAAAGUCUUUGGAUGUUCUAAGGGUGGAAUUCCAUAUGUGAGCAUCGAGCAGUGGUUUAGAAAAUGGACACAGGAUGAGAGACUGAAAAUGGAGGAUUCUGCUUUGCUGCUUGAGCAUAAUACAGAUGUCAAGAGUCUUCAAAAAGAACUUAAAGAGAGGCAGAGUUUAUUGGAGAUGAGUGCAGAACAGCUGAGAAAUGUGAAGCUGGACUGGGAAAGAGCAGAAGAGGAGCUGCAGAGGAAGAGCACCCAGGUACAGAUGACCGUGGUCGUACUGGAGCAACUGAAAACUGAGCUGGCCGAAAAGACCAAGCAGCUAGAAGAGAAGGACAGACUCCUGACUGAGUUAAACACAAUGCUAACUGAUAGAGAAAAACAGACUGAGGAGAAAGAGAGACAUCUAGAGGAGAUGAGGACAAAGCUGCAGGAAUUUACAGAUUCAUCAGCUGAAGACAUAAAAACAUACGACAAGGAGCUGGAGAAUCAAACAACAACUGAAGAAUUAUCUGAUCCAGAGUCUCCAGCUCCUGCUUCAGAGCUCAGGCUGGUGCUGCUGGGGAGAACUGGAUGUGGGAAGAGUGCAGCAGGAGACUCCAUCCUGGGUGGAGAGGAGAGGAGCCAGACUGGAGCUUCUACAGUGAGGCAGCAGAGUGAGAGCAGACAGGGGGAGGUGGCUGGGAGGAAGGUGACUGUGGUGGAAACUCCUGACUGGUUCAGUCCUGAACUCUCUCUGGAGGAACUGAGGCAGGACGUGGAGCACUGUGUCCGUCUGUCUGAUCCAGGACCUCACGCCUUCCUCCUAGUGCUACCAGUGAAUCAGUCUACAGGAGAGGAGAGAGGGAUGCUGGAGAAAAUGGAGGAGAUCUUUGGGGAAAGAUGUUGGAGGAACACCAUGAUUCUUUUCACUGGUACUGAUGAAGUCCCAGAGAAGAUUAUUGAAAGGUUUGUCCAAUCAGAGGACCAGGAUGUCCAGAGGCUUGUGCAGAAAUGUGGAAACAGGUUUCACUGUCUAAAGACUGAGAAGUCUGGAGAUGAUUCUCAAAUCUCAGAGCUGCUGGAGAAGAUAGAGAAGAUGGUGGAAGGAAACGAAGAGAGUUUCUACAGCAGUGAAAUCUAUGCAAUCACAGAGAUAGAAGGAUUGGAUGAAGAAAAGAAUGCAAUAGAAGAGCAUGAACAAGAUAUUAACAAACAAACAUCUGAACCAGAGAGUGAGAAUAAAGAAGACAAGGAUGAUAAACAGAUAAGAAAACAGGAAAUAAGGAUAGAGGAGACACACAGGCAGGAGAUCAGGGAGAUGACUGAAGGUGAAGCUGGAUUGGAAGCAGAGUGUAACAUCGUGCAGGUCAACCUGCUUAAAGUCGAGGCCUCAAAGUUGAAGAUGGAGGAAGAGCUCAGCAGGCGGAUGGAGCAGAAAGACAUUGAGAUGGAGAAACUGAAACAAAGACUUUCCGAACUUGAAAAGGCUUACCAUCAGGAGGUAAAGCUCAACAAGACCAAGAAUCUGGAGAAGGGAGCAAGAGGUCCUUCCAAAAAAAAGACUGGCAUGAAAAAACUUCUACAAAGUGAACUGAUAUGA